AUGGACAGCAGAGAUAGACACGUCACCUUCCAAUCGCCCCAAGAAUCAAUGACGUGCGUCAUCAGGGCAAGGCGUUUUUAUUUGAAUGUGCGUAUAAUUUCCUCCGUUCAGGGGAUCUGCGGCGUGGAGCCGGGCCCGGGGUAUGAAGGCGUCUCCUACACCCUCUCCAUUCUUUGCCUGGCACACUCGCUGGUCCUGGGCUUCAGCAGCCGAGACGCCCUGCUGGCCUGGGAUACCCGCCUCCGCUACAGCCUGGGUGAAGUCCACAGGUUCAGCGUCGACGUCGAGCCAGGCACCAAACUGGAAAGUGGCCCCGCCUCCCUCCACCUGUGCAACAACCUGCUGGUCCUUACCCGGGGCCUCCCUCCUGUCGUCGUCGGCAGCUGGAAGCUGUCGGCGCUGCGUCGGUUCGGCGCCGUGCCAAACGGCUUUGUGUUCGAAGGAGGGACCCGCUGUGGACUGUGGGCCGGGGUUUUCUUCCUGGCCUGCUCAGAAGGAGAGCAGAUCAGCUUCCUGUUCGACUGCAUCGUCAGGGGGGUCGCCCCCAGCAGGGCGCUCCGUACACCGAGACCCAACCAACCAGACGGUCAUCCAGACCCGGCUGCAGCAGAAGAUCGGAUCAGCCAGGAGACGUCUGAGCUGGAGAAAAGACUCAGCCUUUUGUCGGAGUGCAGCCUGGCCAGCAGCUCAGCCUCCUCCUACAGCUACAGCACAUCUGUUGCCGGGGACGACCGCAGCAUCUCCAGCUCCUCAUCCAGUCAGUCAGAAUCGAGCUGCGGAGGCAGACGGUUCUGGAAGGAGGCGCCGUUUAAACCGCUCCUCUCCGACGAGACGGCAUCCAGCUCGUCCACGCUGAGAGCUCUGACCAGAUCAGAAGACCGACUUAACGGCUCGGUGACGGGGGGCCUUGGCCCCGGGAGUCGCCCGUCCUCUGCCCAGCUCCGCCCUCGGGGCCUCCAUGACAGCGGGCGGCAGAGCUCCUUAGACAGCGGCAUUGGGAUCGCGACAGGCAGCCACUCGUCCUACUCUGGAAGCUUCUCCUCGUGCACGGGGAGUUUGGACAUGGUCAAUCAAGGAGGAGGGGAGGAACUUGACUCGGUGGUCAGCCUUCCUCCUCCUCCUUCUAUGAAUCCCCCUUCUUCACCUCCCCCUGCACCCCCUCCAACCCCUCCUCCAUCACCUGUUCAGCCCAGUCCUGCCUCCUCACAGGCCUGCACGUCCAAAAGUGGCUCUCGAGCAUCUUGUGUGCACAGCGAGGAGUACCGAGCCCCCAGCCUGCUCCGAUGGUGGUAUGACACCCCCAGGAGUCUUCUUCAGGCCCUGUCACUGAGGGGGGCACCUGCCCAGGGGGCCACACCUGACCUGAGCAGCCAUAUGCAGGGACAGGUGUUAAACACCGACAUUGAGGCUCAGCGCCAGCGAUUGAUGCUGCGCUCGCUUUCCUGGGGCGGAAACAGAAUGCCCUCUAUAGGCGGAGACAGGACGCCCUCCAGGAGCAGUGAGUGGAUGUCCACACCCAGACACCAGCUGGUCCCUGCAAGCCUGGCGUACAGAGAACCACAGGUGGAAAGCUCUUCGUCCGCAGUCUUUUCUCCAACCUUGACCUCGGCGACACAAAAGCGAGAGAAACUCUGUGCCAGUGAGGACGUUGGGAGAUUAAGAUGUCUGAGAAGAAUACUGCCUUCUUCACCGCCCGCUGCUCCUCUUCCUCCUCCGGUCACCUUCAGACCAACAUCAGCACCUCAUCUGCCCGUUUCCAAUGAAAAUGGGCCUCGAAGUGUAAAUUAUGUAAAUAUCCCCGUCCUCCUGGAAAACGCAGCAGAGCUCCUCCACGCGGAGCUGGACCUGCAGAGAUGCUCUUCAGCUCCUGUGUCCGGUUCCUACAGCGUGGUGGGAGGUGACCCCCUGCAGCUCUGUACACCUGAAGAGGACUCCGUCAGGUACGCCCACCUGGACCUCGCCGCCAAGGAAACGGCUCAGAGCGUGGGGGCGGAGCCUGUUCAGAGCAGGUGGCGAGGGCCACCGAGCUCACUCUGCAGCACCGAACUCCAAACUGCAGGUCAUUUCUGUCCGGGCUCAACGCGUCACGUGCCGUCGAACCGAUCGCCCCCGAACUGA
Messenger RNA from Nematolebias whitei (Rio pearlfish), 2118 nucleotides. Its product is annotated as protein Dok-7-like. Gene Ontology annotation, biological process: neuromuscular junction development; positive regulation of protein tyrosine kinase activity. The transcript is spliced from 12 exons. Gene Ontology annotation, molecular function: protein kinase binding. Lineage: Eukaryota; Metazoa; Chordata; Actinopteri; Cyprinodontiformes; Rivulidae. The record is from RefSeq and is a predicted model, not a curated record. The coding region runs from base 1 to 2118 and encodes 705 amino acids.